AUGGACGGCCCCGGAUAUACCUCUGCGUCGUCUGCGUCUGCUCAUACCGCAACUUCACAUCGUCGCAAACUCAUCAAGAAACCUCCCACUUACGCCUACGCUCGUUCCUCCUCUGGCUUCGAUGGUGGUGCCUUCGACGCCCAGUCCCUCGAGAGCAAACGCAGUUCCCAGAGUCUGAGAAGAGCCCCCAGCGCUCCCCCAGCCCGCUCAAACCCCGCGACCGUGUCCGACUGGCAAGACUCUGAUCGAUCUCAUCCUCAAUUAUCCGCCAACAACAACACCCUAAGACCUGUCCCGUCGCCCAUCUCACCCCAGGGCGACUUCACCCCCGCUAAUCACUGGGCGCCUGUCCCCCGUCAUCCCGACCGUCUCUCCGAUUCUCACCUCCGCCCUCUCAGUAAGACAGCGGUGCCUGACGACCUCAUCGGCGCUCCUUUUGACGGCGCUGCCAUUCUGAACCGCAUCGAAUCGAUUAAGAUUCCUAGUCCGAAGGCUGCUGUCCCUCGUCAAUUCCCGCCCCAAAUCGUCAAGGCGCCUACCGAUUCCAGGCUUGCUAGCCCUGCCCUACGAACUUCGACCAGCUUCUCCGCGAUGGACUCAUCACUAAAUGAGAAGAGCCUAGGCCCGAGGGUUCCAACCGAUGGGCCUUCGGUCAACCCCAAGCGAUAUUCUGACGAUGGCAAGGAUCUCAAGCCUGCUGUUCUACGAAAGAAGUCAGGAUUUUCCGGUUUCAUGAACAGCUUGGUUGGAUCGCCCAAGAAACCCGUUAUUUCUGCACCUGAAAACCCCGUCCACGUUACUCAUGUCGGCUAUGAUAGUUCCACAGGCCAGUUUACAGGUCUGCCAAAAGAAUGGCAGCGGCUUAUCAACGAAAGCGGAAUUCCUGAAAAGGAAAGGCGAGAAAACCCGCAAACUAUGGUUGAUAUCUUGCAGUUCUACAAAGAGACCACGGAGAGGCCCCCAGAAGAUCAGGUCCUCGAGAAAUUUCAUCAUGCUGGCCAGUAUGCCACCUCUCCGGCAACUGCAGCAUCACCGGGCAUGUACCCGUCAAACUAUAUGGGAAGUUUUGAGAAUCCCCGAGCACCACCGCCUGUUCCCCGAGGCCAGGUUGGUAAGGACCUGAUGCCCAGCCGCCCAGCUCCAAAACCGCCCGUCAGCAUGAGCAAUCGACAUAUGCCUCAAGGCGCAUACUCGACCAAGGACUCAGGCAUCGGUAUGUCUCAGUCCGGCGACGAAUCCUACGGCAUGUCAAAGGAUGCUGGCCCUAUGCUCCCCGAAGAGCACCGAUCGAGGUCCAAUUCGCGCGUCACUGGACCAACAUACGCCCCAACUGCUCCGCAACCCAACCCACAGCUCGCCCAAGCGCAAGCCGCCGCUUAUCAACAACAACUUAUGCAGCAGCAGCAAGAGCAAGCCAUGGCCCAGGCUCAAGCUGCCAUGUCUGGCGGCAUUGGCCGUGCUCCUAGUAAACGAACCCCUCAUCCCCAGAACCCGAACAUGCAAGCAGCUCCUGGAUACGGCCGUGCCCCCGAGUCUAAUGGUAUGCACAACGCUCCUCGUCAGCAGGCUCCUGGAGCAGCCGUUCCCGGGGCUAGGCCACGACACCGGGCCCGUCAGAGCGCAGGUCUUGAUAUCGUUGCUGCCCUUAAGCGCAUCUGUAGCGAGGGCGAUCCUCGAGACAUAUACCGAGGAUUCAACAAGAUCGGCCAGGGUGCAUCUGGAGGUGUUUUUACUGGUCACGAGCGUGGCACGAACAGAUUGGUGGCUAUCAAGCAGAUGAAUCUCGAACAGCAACCUAAGAAGGACCUGAUUAUCAACGAGAUUCUUGUCAUGAAGGAUAGCUCACAUCCCAACAUCGUCAACUUUAUCGACAGUUAUCUGUGUGGUGGCGAGCUGUGGGUCGUCAUGGAGUUUAUGGAGGGAGGCAGCCUUACGGAUGUUGUCACCUUCAAUAUCAUGUCCGAGGGGCAGAUCGCUUCUGUGUGUCGCGAGACCCUUCUUGGUCUGCAACAUCUGCAUUCCAAGGGAGUCAUUCAUCGAGAUAUCAAGUCGGAUAACAUUUUGCUAUCCUUGGAGGGCAAGAUCAAGCUGACCGAUUUUGGAUUCUGUGCGACCAUCAACGAGGCCCAGAACAAGCGAACAACCAUGGUGGGUACACCAUACUGGAUGGCGCCCGAAGUCGUUACCAGGAAAGAGUACGGACGCAAGGUCGAUAUCUGGUCUUUGGGUAUCAUGGCGAUCGAAAUGAUAGAAGGCGAGCCGCCAUACCUGACCGAAUCUCCUUUGCGUGCUCUUUGGUUGAUUGCAACCAACGGAACUCCUCACAUUAAGAAUGAGCAGGAUCUUUCUCCUGUGUUCAAGGACUUCCUAUACUUUGCACUCAAGGUGGAUCCGGAGAAGCGAGCUAGUGCUCAUGAUUUGCUGAGGGUAAGUCCAAACAUUUCCUGUUGA
Messenger RNA from Fusarium redolens, 2451 nucleotides. RefSeq names its product ste20-like protein. Gene Ontology annotation, biological process: intracellular signal transduction; regulation of MAPK cascade; protein phosphorylation. Gene Ontology annotation, cellular component: cytoplasm. Gene Ontology annotation, molecular function: protein serine/threonine kinase activity; ATP binding. Lineage: Eukaryota; Fungi; Ascomycota; Sordariomycetes; Hypocreales; Nectriaceae. The coding region runs from base 1 to 2451 and encodes 816 amino acids. The record is from RefSeq and is a predicted model, not a curated record. The transcript has 4 exons.